AUGACGCCUCUGACAAGAUGUUUUGGUGCUCCUAUUGUGGAAGAAAGGUGCACUGCCCUCUUUGCCGCACUCACCGUAGAACAAGCUGACGAAGUCCAAGAGAUCGUUGGCUCAGCUUUCAGAAAUUGCCUCCUCGAUGAAAAACAGAUUCCACAAGCCCUGAGUUUUUUUUGGAAAAGUCCGCCCCUAGUGCCCCCUGUAGUCUCCGUUCUGGUAGCACCUACAAAGCUCCAAACACCAAGGCACACCGUAUCUGAAAGUUUCGCCACUUACUACAUCCCAGAAGAACCCUUUGAAGGUGCUAUGCUUGGUUCCGAAGAAGAAAUCAAUUAUGAAUCGUUUCUUGAUAAACUCGCCGCCGUAUGCGACACUCUGGCGUGA
This is a messenger RNA of Dentiscutata erythropus, 381 nucleotides long. The record is from the annotation of a GenBank genome assembly. Lineage: Eukaryota; Fungi; Glomeromycota; Glomeromycetes; Diversisporales; Gigasporaceae.